Molecule: messenger RNA, 1001 nt
Organism: Anopheles coluzzii
Lineage: Eukaryota; Metazoa; Arthropoda; Insecta; Diptera; Culicidae
Exons: 4
Coding region: 205-786 (193 amino acids)
Source: RefSeq, a predicted model, not a curated record
AUCCACGAACACAUGUUCACCACUCGCAGCAGCAUCCGGAGAGUGCGGCCAAGAUAAAGAGCGCUAGAGAGCUGCUGCUGCUGCUGCCGCCUAUGCCCGGCACUAAUCCCAACCAACGGACCGACCGGCAUAGCGGACGCCUUUUUAUCGCAACCCUCGUAUGCGCGCAGGGUAGUUCGAGCGACAAGAAACCACUUCAUCAAGAUGUCGAUCGCGGUACGUUGGGCAAAGCGGCGUGUCUUCGUCACGAUCACGAUCGUGCUCGUGGUGUACUACUUCCUGUCCGCCUCGUACCAGCCGUACCAGAUCAGUACGGUCAUCCCGCGUACCAAGCCGGAAGACGUGUGGGAGUUUGUGGCUGACUUUAGCCGCAUGAAGAAGCUCAACCCAACCAUACUCAACUUCCGCAUUCUGGCCGAUCACGGCAACUUUGAGCAUUGGAAAUAUACAGUCGAGUACGACGAGCGGUUAUCGCACUGGCCGCACACGUUCAACACGGCGAUCGGGCACUACUCCGUCCGGAAGCUGCCCGAAUCGGAAGGUGGACACUAUUCCGUUGCCUCCACGCAUCGGACAUGCUUUCUGCUUGGCCUUUUCUGCUUGAACGCGAAAGGCGAGUUUAAGAUAUCGCGCAUCCACCAGGAGGAUACGUACUGCGAGGAAACGGUACGCUACCAGUGUCCCUUUUUCUUCGGCCGGUUCUGUCGCCGCGAGGUGGAGUUUCAGCGGCAAGCCAUCAUGGAGAACCUGCGGUUACAGUUCAAGCAGAAAGCGUUCGGAAAGUGAUCGGUCGGUAGGGUGGAAAUACGACUUUACAUUGAGCGAUUAAACAGUAGAGAUAAGAUUUUUAAUAAGACUUGGAUAAGACUGCGUGCGUAUACGUGGUCAUCUGUGCUGAGCGACUUUUUGUUUGGUGCUUAUUAAACAAGCUUGUAAACUUAUUUAGUGUGUUCUUGCCCGUACAAAGAAUAAAUCAUUGCAAAAAGGCUUAAAAACUACAA